Molecule: messenger RNA, 761 nt
Organism: Ricinus communis (castor bean)
Lineage: Eukaryota; Viridiplantae; Streptophyta; Magnoliopsida; Malpighiales; Euphorbiaceae
Product: major allergen Pru ar 1-like
Exons: 3
Coding region: 1-630 (209 amino acids)
Biological process (GO): defense response; abscisic acid-activated signaling pathway
Cellular component (GO): cytoplasm; nucleus
Molecular function (GO): signaling receptor activity; protein phosphatase inhibitor activity; abscisic acid binding
Source: RefSeq, a predicted model, not a curated record
AUGAAAACCACGACACUUAUAAAUACUUGCCCUUGCUCUUGCUUUUUACCACAUCUCACUUCGACAUCUAUUCUUCAAACUUUUAAAUCCCCUUCCGUGUUCAGUCCUUUCACUAGAUUUAUAAAGGCCAUCGUGGGUGUUGUAACUUUUGAGAAGGAAAUUACAACUUCAAUCCCACAAGCCAAAACAUUCAAGACCUUUAUCCUUGAAUCUGACACUCUUAUCUCCAAGAUUUUGCCUCAGAUUAAUAUAGAGUUCCUUGAAGGAAAUAGAGAAUCCGGAACCGUGAAGAAGACUACCUUUACUGAAGGUGGUGAAGAUAAGUAUAUUAAGACUAAAAUUGAAGCAACGGAUAAAGAUAACUUCACACACUGCUCCAAUGUUGUUGGAGGCAAGCCAUGGCUGGAUGAACUAGAGAAGACUUCUUAUAAAAGUAAAGUAGUAGCUUCUUUUGAUGGAGGAUCCAUUAUCAAGAGCGUUAGCAAGUACUACCUAAAGGAGGAUUGUGAGCUCGACGAAGAAAGCAUCAAGGCUGGAGCAGAGAAGGCCUUUGGCGUAUUUAAAGCUAUUGAAGCGUAUAUCUUAAAAAUUCUAAUGGUGGAUAUUUUAGUCAUUUUGUAUAAUUAUUAGAAUUUAUAUUAAGAGUUAUUUAUGUAAUAAUACUUGUUGGAGAUAAAGAUACAUAUAUUUUUUAUCUAUCAGAUAGACUUAUAUUGGUAUACUUAUCUCUAGGGAGACUUAUCUCUAGAGAGACUUACUUA